Messenger RNA from Aspergillus heteromorphus CBS 117.55, 270 nucleotides. RefSeq lists its product as uncharacterized. NCBI's taxonomy places the organism in Eukaryota, Fungi, Ascomycota, Eurotiomycetes, Eurotiales, Aspergillaceae. The transcript is spliced from 2 exons. The record is from RefSeq and is a predicted model, not a curated record. Bases 1 to 270 code for a protein of 89 amino acids.
AUGUCGUACCAACAACAACCACCUCCCCAGGGAUACUACCCUCCCCCAGGAGGCCAAUACCCGCCCCCGGAAGGCCAAUACCCACCCGCCGGUGGCCAGUACCCCCCUCCCCAGCAGAUGCAGUACGCCAACGCUCCGCCGCAGCAAGAACCGUCCAAGGACCGCGGAUGUCUGACCACCUGUCUCCUCACCAUGUGCUGCUGCUUUCUGUGCGAGGAAUGGUGCGAAUGCUGCUUCGAAGCGGCCGAAUGUUGUUGUUGUGGCUGUUAG